GCCCCUCCUCGGAGGCUCAGAUGGCUCAGGCGAAGAUCAACGCGAAAGCCAACGAGGGGCGCUUCUGCCGCUCCUCCUCCAUGGCCGACCGCUCCAGCCGCCUGCUGGAGAGCCUGGACCAGCUGGAGCUCAGUCAAUUUUGUCACACAAGAUUCUUACCAGCUCCUUGCUUACUGGCUCUACAAACACAAAGCUGGACAUGUAUUUAGUAUUUUGAAGAAUAAGAGACCCUAUGAUUUUACAGUCUGUGACUGCUAUUUUGGGGUACAACAGGGUUGAAGCUUUAAGAGAAGCAGCAACUGCUGUUGAGCAAGAGAAAGAAAUCCUCUUGGAGAUGAUCCACAGUAUCCAAAAUAGCCAGGACAUGAGGCAGAUCAGCGAUGGAGAAAGAGAAGAAUUAAAUCUAACUGCAAAUCGUUUGAUGGGACGAACUCUCACCGUUGAAGUUUCAGUAGAAACAAUUAGAAACCCCCAGCAGCAAGAAUCUCUAAGGCAUGCCACCAGGAUUAUCGAUGAGGUGGUCAAUAAGUUUCUGGAUGAUCUGGGAAAUGCCAGGAGUCAUUUAAUGUCGCUGUACAGUGCAUGUUCAUCUGAGGUACCACCUGGGCCCGUUGAUCAGAAAUUUCAAUCCAUAGUAAUUGGCUGUGCUCUUGAAGAUCAAAAGAAAAUUAAGAGAAGAUUGGAGACUCUACUUAGAAAUAUUGAAAACUCUGACAAGGCCAUCAAGCUUUUAGAGCAUUCUAAAGGAGCUGGUUCCAAAACUCUGCAACAGAAUGCUGAGAGCAGAUUUAAUUAGUUUUCAACCCUAAAGACCAUUAACAAAUAAUGAUGUAAAAAUGACAAAAUACAUUUUUAAGUGAUAAGUAGUUCUUUACUAUAGGCAUAACCACUCAUUUGAUAGGGAAAGUUGUUUCAGAUGAGGACACUAUUCCAAGGCCAUGAGCUUUGUGAUUAACACAAUUAAAACUAGAAAAAUUUUAAUUUUUUAUUUGUAGUUCUAUUUUUAAUUUUAAUUUGUAGUUCUAAUUUUUAGAUUUUAUUCUUACCUUGUACAAAUAUCUAGCACCUAAUAUAUAUAUUUUUACUAUUGUGUGGAUCAAUGCAUAGUUUGUGGGGGAAAAAAUGAGUGCUCCAUUGGGAACAAAAGGCUUCACUGCUCUUUCCUCUGCUUUGCCUGUCAUAGAAACAAAUGGGUAUGUGGGGUAUUUAGUUGACUAGAAAUUCUUUACCUUCUGCAGUAUAUACUGUGCAUGUACUGUCAGCAAAGCACUGUGUUUAGAGGGAUAAAAGGAAACGCAAAACAAAAUCCUUCAAUAUGUGUCUCAUUUUGAAUGUAUCUUUUGAUAUUCAUGAAAACAUGACAUAAAAUGUGAGGGAAAACCACCUACAAUUUUACACUGUGAACAAUUAUAUAUUCACUAUAUCUUUUCUUCAGAUGCGUUAUUUCUAUAAAAUUUUAAUAAUUACAAAAAUACGGUGUUGUAACUUGCCUUUUAGUUUUCUAAGUAUUGCUAUAAAGUUGCUUAAUUGCCAACCUAAAAACUGUAGGUUAGCCCGUAUAGCUAUACCAUAAUUAACUUACCUAUUCCUCUUUUACUGUACAUUUAGGUGGUUUUAAAUUUGAUGCUAUUACUGCAUCAUUAUGUACAUAGGGCUUUCUCCAAUUUUUUUUUCCUUAACUUUAUUUAAGUUCCCAGUGGAUUUACUAGGUCAAGCGAAGGGUUAUGUACAUUUUCAUGGCCUAAUACAUAUUUCCAAAUUUUUCUGUAUAAGAGAUACCAAUUUAUUCUGUCUUCAGUAAUUAAAAUGUAGCAAAUUCACUGAAAUCUUUCCAUCAUUGAGCAUUAAAUCGAAACACCUUAUUUUAAUUUGCAUUUUGUUUAUUAACAAGGUUGACCAAUAUAUUGAUUCUUUUGAUCUGUGAUUAAUGAAGCAAAGCUUUUAGUUGUUCACAGUAACAUAUUUAUGUAUGUACUACUGAUAAAUAAAAAUCUCAAAAACUUCCCCAAAUACUACUUCAAAUUACAUACAUUAAACUCAAUUUUCAUUAGAAUGUAGAAUACUAUUCUUCAUACUUAAAAAAAAUCCUCCUCCGGAAUGAUUUUAUAUAUGUUUGUAUCUGUAAGCAAUUAUUGAGCCUUAUCUUCUGGACAAAAUGCCAAUAUUGUCUCUCUUCGUAAAGAGUACUUAAAAUCUGAGAACAUUCAUGGUUGCUUGUUGCCAGCACCAGUCCAGCAUCAUUUAAAUCUUUCCAUUUCAUGGAAAACAUUUUCACUGCUAUCUGUGGCAAAGCCUUUUUGGUUUGUCAGCAGACUUUGAUUUGCUGUCAUCAAGUUCACUGUCAAAUAAAGAUUUUCUUUUGAUGCCA
Messenger RNA from Choloepus didactylus (southern two-toed sloth), 2368 nucleotides. It is a transcript of the gene BAG2, whose product is annotated as BAG cochaperone 2. Lineage: Eukaryota; Metazoa; Chordata; Mammalia; Pilosa; Megalonychidae. The transcript has 4 exons. Gene Ontology annotation, biological process: protein stabilization. The record is from RefSeq and is a predicted model, not a curated record. Bases 233 to 796 code for a protein of 187 amino acids. Gene Ontology annotation, molecular function: protein-folding chaperone binding; adenyl-nucleotide exchange factor activity.